CAUUUCAUCACUUCUGUGAGCGCAGCAUCCAUCCCUCUGCUCUCCUUGCGCCUGGGCCUACCUUCGCCUCAGGCUCCCAGGCCAGCGAUGCGCUCCUGGCUGAUCUAGAUUAGGACAGAGCCACGCUCUCCAAGGCCUCGGCGGGGCGCCCCUCUCGCCGCCCACAGCCCAGGCCAAGGAGACCUGCCGAGCUCCGGCCAUGGAGGCCAUCUGGCUGUACCAGUUCCGGCUCAUUGUCAUCGGGGAUUCCACGGUGGGCAAGUCCUGUCUGAUCCGCCGCUUCACCGAAGGCCGCUUCGCCCAGGUUUCGGACCCCACGGUGGGGGUGGAUUUUUUCUCCCGUCUGGUGGAGAUCGAGCCAGGAAAACGCAUCAAGCUCCAGAUCUGGGAUACCGCGGGUCAAGAGAGGUUCAGAUCCAUCACUCGUGCCUACUACAGGAACUCAGUAGGUGGUCUUCUCUUAUUUGACAUUACCAACCGCAGGUCCUUCCAGAAUGUCCAUGAGUGGUUAGAAGAGACUAAAGUACACGUUCAGCCCUACCAAAUUGUAUUUGUUCUCGUGGGUCACAAGUGUGACCUGGAUACACAGAGGCAAGUGACUCGCCACGAGGCGGAGAAACUGGCUGCUGCAUAUGGCAUGAAGUACAUUGAGACGUCAGCCCGAGAUGCCAUUAAUGUGGAGAAAGCCUUCACAGACCUCACCAGAGACAUAUAUGAGCUGGUUAAAAGGGGGGAUAUUUCUAUCCAGGAGGGCUGGGAAGGGGUGAAGAGUGGAUUUGUACCAAAUGUGGUUCACUCUUCAGAAGAGGUUGUCAAAUCAGAGAGAAGAUGUUUGUGCUAGUUAGCCCUUUCAUUUUCAAAACAUGCUCUCCCACUUGAACUUAAAGUGAUCGUCGUGUGACUGAAGAGAACUGAACCUCCAUAUUGGAUACCAAGUGAGCCUCCUUCCCAAGGGGCCCUCUGACAGGCAGUGAGUGGGGGGAUGGGGGAGCCUGGGCUCUGUACAUGGGACUGACACGGGUGAGGCACUGAUUUGUGGCAUAUGCCGGGCAGUGGCUGCUCUGUGUGCCCUUUGUGGACCACAUGUCCAGGAGCUGAGGUUUGGGGAGCUAAGCCCCAGGAAAAUACACUCACAGACAGGAAAACUCUUUCUUGAUAUUUCAGCUCUUUCAUAGGUCACGAUCAUAAAGAAAUAUGUAAAGAGGAGAAAAGUAACAUGCUGGGAACAAUUAACAAAACUAACAAAGACUAUGAGAUCAGCUUCAUCCAUGAGAGUACCCUAUACCAAAUGUAUGUGCUGGCUUUGGUUAAGAGGUACCGGUUAGCUUCUAAACAGCUCAUCUGGAAAAUGAGGGGCAUGGACCAGCUAUUUACUAAGACCCUUUCAAGGCUUGAUGUUCUAAUAAAAAUGGUGUGAAUGUGAAAAGGGAGGCUAUUUACACACUGUUAUUAUUACAUUAAAAAAUGUAUACCCUUGUAAUAGAAAUAACAAGCUGUGUGUAAGAAACUGUCCCAAGCAAAUUAUCAUGAGAGGAGAAGAAAGAAACACUGUAACCCAAACACCAUUCCCUCUUUUCCCUCUGACCGUGCCCGUGGGUUCACUGGCUCUUCAGGUGCAUUGGCGGCAACAAGGCAGGGAUUGUCUCCAGAAAGAGCCCUGAGGUUUUCUUCCCCAUUUUAUGAAAAAAUAAACUAAGAGUCAGGAGACUCAGUUGGCCAAGGUGAGGUCUCCUGGCUCCUGGUUCUUGUUUCACCGCGUCAUCCUGCUGUCCGAUGAAUAAACUGUUACUAACUUGUUUACUUUGGAAGAGAUAUGACUGUAAAUAAAUAUUCUCUACAUGUUA
Molecule: messenger RNA, 1844 nt
Organism: Camelus dromedarius (Arabian camel)
Lineage: Eukaryota; Metazoa; Chordata; Mammalia; Artiodactyla; Camelidae
Gene: RAB39B
Product: RAB39B, member RAS oncogene family
Exons: 2
Coding region: 200-841 (213 amino acids)
Biological process (GO): Rab protein signal transduction; vesicle-mediated transport
Cellular component (GO): Golgi apparatus
Molecular function (GO): GTP binding; myosin V binding; GTPase activity
Source: RefSeq, a predicted model, not a curated record